Castor canadensis (American beaver) is the source of this 930-nucleotide messenger RNA. Lineage: Eukaryota; Metazoa; Chordata; Mammalia; Rodentia; Castoridae. The record is from RefSeq and is a predicted model, not a curated record.
AUGGACGGGGCCACGUCCCCAGCGCCCGGAGAUGAGCUGGAACUCUCGGUGCUGGAGGGGCAGCCGGAUGAGCAGACGCCUCUCAGUGAAGUCCUCCAGGUCCUGCCUUCUUCGGCCCAGAACCCCUGCACCGCCGAGGCUAACAAGGAAGACUCCUGGAGCUCCUGCAAUAAGAAUGUGAUUGGCAGGUGUAAACUGUGGAUGGUCAUCGUCUCCAUUUUCGUAGGUCUCAUUAUAGUGAUCAUCAUAGGUUUAUGUCUUACUGGAGUAACUUAUGUUGAUGAAGAUGAAAAUGAAAUACGUGAAUUAUCAUCAAACAAAACAUUCUUCCUCAUGCUGAAGAUUCCAGAGGAGUGUGUUACAGAAAAGGAAUUGCCUCACCUGCUCACUGAAAGGCUCACAGAUGUGUACAGUAAAUCACCGUCUCUGAGUCGUUAUUUCACUUCAGUUAAAAUAGUGGACUACAGUGGUAAAAAUGCCACAGCAAUCUAUCACCUGCAAUUUGGAGUUCCAUCAGAAGAUGCUGAUUUUAUGAAAUAUAUGAUGAGUGAGGAGUUGUUGCUUGGCAUUUUGCUACAGGAUUUCCAUGAUGAGAGUGUACCUAGUUGUGAGAGUCUGGGGCUUGACCCAGAAUCUCUCUUGCUCUAUGACCUGUGGAUUAACACGGAAGAACCAGAGGACCAGAAGGGUGGGGAUUGUCCUUCCUCUGAUUCUGCACAGACUGAAAAUCUGGCUUCACAUCCAGCAAGGCAGCAACUGAGCACUGCCCCAGCUGGGCCUAGUCUUGACAAAGCAAAAAGUCUGAGAGUACAUGUGAGGGAUGAUGAGUGGACCAACAGUGUGAAGCACUGGCUGCCUCUGCCCAUAUGUGGAUGCUUGUUCUUUAGGAAAAGGGUGGUACACUGCUUUGUGUUAGCAGGAUCCUGUUAG